Messenger RNA from Penicillium brevicompactum, 435 nucleotides. RefSeq lists its product as uncharacterized. The coding region runs from base 1 to 435 and encodes 144 amino acids. The record is from RefSeq and is a predicted model, not a curated record. Lineage: Eukaryota; Fungi; Ascomycota; Eurotiomycetes; Eurotiales; Aspergillaceae. The transcript has 2 exons.
AUGGCCCAACCAAAUGGCGUCAAUGGCCAUGGUCCCUCGGGACCUGGCCGGGAAGCGAGGCCGAUCCCAACUUUUGUUGGGGAGCCACAUGAUGGCAACCCCAUCGCGGAAAUCAUUCACGGACAGGAGGGGAUCGUCAAUCUCCUCCGAUAUGUGGAGGAAGGAAUUGGCAACCUCCACGAGGCGGCACUCGCCGAAAACUCCUCUGACGAAGAACUCAAGCUGCCCGUGCGAAUAUUGUGGCAUACAUUCAAUGGAUACAAGUUUUACUCCAAGACCUCGAGCGGGAAGUUUAGACAUGUGAGAGAUCAGGUGGUUAUGGGAUGCAGUCUGGAUCCUAUGGCCUGGGUUGGUUCUCUCUUCCUCUCUCGCUCUGCUUAUCCUAUCGUUACCCAUCAUACAAUCCCUGACUCCAUGCAUAUUGCUAUUCAGUAG